Messenger RNA from Platichthys flesus (European flounder), 7965 nucleotides. RefSeq names its product bromodomain containing 4 (gene brd4). The transcript has 20 exons. The record is from RefSeq and is a predicted model, not a curated record. Lineage: Eukaryota; Metazoa; Chordata; Actinopteri; Pleuronectiformes; Pleuronectidae. Gene Ontology annotation, cellular component: chromatin; nucleus. Bases 544 to 5436 code for a protein of 1630 amino acids. Gene Ontology annotation, biological process: chromatin remodeling; positive regulation of transcription elongation by RNA polymerase II.
GAGUAACUGCAUGCUGGUGUGCUAGUGCUAGAGAGAGGGUGAGGGAGCGAGCAGGGGGAACCAAGUGCUCCUCCGGGAUCUUAUCGGAGCCUUCUCCCUUCUCUCGCCUUCCUCUCUCCUCCUUGUACACCGCCUGCUUGUGUCCAUUUAAGUUGGGGAGGCCCUGGAGAGGAUACACAAUGGAGCGAAGAGUCUGUGGCAACUGGGCCGUUGUACUGCUGAGAGGGGGAUGGGGUAGAGAGAGGACCGGUUCACACAGCUAACACAGCCUGCUGGCUGUAGGCUUCCUCAGCCUCUCCUCCCCUCCUGGACCAACUGUUUCCAGGCUGGGGCCUUUUUCCUGGAAACAGCCACCCCCAAACUCUGCUUGGACUACACUAAGGAUUACUCAUCAUGUUCUGUGGGAUUUUAGAAUACAAACUGGAGCCUGAAGAAUAAAUCUCUCCCGUGUUUUGGAUUGAGAGAAAAGAAAGAACAAACUUCUGUGUAAUUCUUUCGAGCCCUUGUUUUUUGGUUUCUGUUUCUGUUUAGUGGAGUUCAUAAAUGGAUUACAAGAUGCACGCCAAGUCAAACGAUUUGCUGGAUUUUCAGAAACUGGACGCCCUUCUGGAAAAAAUUGCACAUUCAGUCUCUGUAAAAAGAGAGUCCAGUGAGGAGUGCAAUGGGAUCAGCAGUGCUCUGUCAGUGGAGUCUGUGCCGGGGCCAAGACUGAACUGGUGUCCUGCCAACACCUCUACCCCUGCCCCUGCUCCAGCUCCAGCUCCUCCUCCGGGGCACGGGCCCAUGCUCAACCCACACAGAAUGGGGGACGGCCUGGACGCAGCGCAAAUGUCGGGCAGCAGCAGCAGCCAGGGGCAGGCCCAGUCCUCGGGUAACCUCUCAGCCCCUGAGUACGUCACUCCCGACAGGCCAAAGCGCCAGACCAAUCAGCUGCAGUUUCUGCUCAAGGUGGUGGUGAAGACCAUGUGGAAGCACCAGUUUGCCUGGCCCUUUCAUGCACCAGUGGAUGCAGUCAAACUCAACCUGCCUGACUACUACUCAAUAAUCAAAAUUCCUAUGGACAUGGGAACAAUCAAGAGAAGGCUUGAGAGCAGUUACUACUUGAAUGCCCAAGAAUGUAUCCAAGACUUCAACACAAUGUUUACCAACUGCUACAUAUACAACAAGCCUGGAGAUGACAUAGUCCUGAUGGCUGAGUCUCUAGAGAAAUUUUUCCUCGGGAAGAUCGCAGAAAUGCCUCAGGAAGAAACUGAGAUUGUUGUCAUGACAGGGAAAGGACGCGGGCGGGGCAGGAGAGAGGGAGGCCUGAGCUUGAAACCAGGGGCCAUCAUUGAUCCUUCGUCCACGACUCCUCACACCCGUGGUCUGUCAAACCUCUCAGCAUCACCACUGACCAGAGGACCUGUGCAGGGGCCACCUUCACUACCUCCCCAGCCUUUGAUGCAGGCCCACGUGCCCCCGACGUUACCUAGCCACGCGCCCCAGCUCGGAGGUCCCUACUCCCUGGGUCAAUCUGACUGUGCUCCUCAAGUUCCCAUCAUGACUUCUGUGCCUCCCCCUGCUCAGACUUCCCUGCCUCCAGCAUCCAUCCAGAACACUGCCCCCAUGCUGCAGAACCCUGUUACCAUGACCAAACCAUGCAGUCAGUCGAACCCGCACAUGAUCCGAUUUCUCAACAAGUCUUUGGAAAUAAAGCAAAGAAAGAGCCAGAAAAGGAAAGCAGACACUACAACGCCCACAGCAAAUGACCAACUCAGUGAAUCUUCGCCAGCAGAGUCCAAAUCUGGGAAGACGUUACCCAGGCGAGAGAGUACCAGACCUACAAAACUGAUUAAGAAGGAGGCUCCAGACUCUCAGCAUCACAUAGGCAUGGGUAUCGGACUGAGCGGACCAAGCGGAGGUCAUAGCCCCAAACCACAAGAUCAACUGGGAUAUUGUGCUAGUUUGGUUAGGGAUAUGCUGUCAAAGAAACAUGCUGCCUACGCCUGGCCUUUCUACAAACCCGUUGACGUGGCUGCACUUGGACUACAUGAUUAUCACGAUAUCAUCAAACAUCCCAUGGACCUAAACACCAUCAAGGCAAAGCUGGAGAACAGGCAAUACCGGGAACCCCAGGAGUUUGCUGCUGAUGUACGAAUAAUGUUUUCCAACUGCUACAAAUAUAACCCACCAGACCACGAGGUGGUGGCUAUGGCACGCAAACUACAGGAUGUGUUUGAGAUGCGUUUUGCCAAGAUGCCAGAUGAACCGGAGAGCAAACCUCUGGUUUCUCCCCCAGCUCCUACACUUCACCAUCCGGCCCCUGUUAAGCCUCCACCUCCUUUGGCCCACAUCGCCUCGUCUUCAGACAGUUCCAGUGACUCAUCUUCUGAGUCUGAGUCUUCCACGGAUGACUCUGAAGAGGAGCGAGCCCAGAGGUUGGCUGAGCUCCAGGAACAGUUGAAGGCUGUCCAUGAGCAGCUGGCAGCCCUGUCUCAACCACAAGUCAGCAAACCAAAGAGAAAAGAGAAGGAGAAGGAGAAGAAAGAGAAGAAAAAAGAGAAGCAUAAGAAGAAGGGAAGCAUGCCUAGCCUUGUGGAUGAAAUGCAAGACACUAUACCUGUUUCGCAGAUCUCUAAGAAGAACAAGUCGAGUAACAGUAACAACAAAGAGGUUGUUUCCAAGAAGAAACACAGUAAAAAGGAAGGGAUGAAAAGCCACCAUCCACCCAAUCUGCAGCCAGUUCCCAGCCUGGAAGAUGACCUUGGGGCUGCUGGGUCAUCAGCGUCAGGGGAAAAGGGCAAGCCCAUGACAUAUGAGGAGAAAAGGCAAUUAAGCUUGGACAUCAACAAGCUUCCAGGUGACAAGCUUGGCCGCGUAGUACAUAUUAUCCAGUCCAGAGAGCCCUCACUUAAAAACUCAAACCCUGAUGAGAUAGAGAUUGACUUUGAGACGCUAAAGCCUUCCACUCUGCGCGAGCUGGAGAGAUACGUUUCUUCCUGCCUCCGCAAGAAGAAAAGGGCUCCAGUUGAGAAGACUUUGGAGUCCAUGGCUACCUCCAAAAAGAUGGGAUCUUCUUCAGAGAGCACUGGCUCCAGCUCAGACAGCGAAGCAGAAGGGACAGAAAUAAUAAAACACCAGAAAAAGAAGGGCCAGUCUGUAAAGGAGGGGAAGAAGAUGCAUCUUCACGCACAGAGCGGCUCUGCUCACUCUGGGCUUCAUUCCCAGCCUGCAGGCCUUCAGCCGAGCAGUCAGAUCAAGCAUCAUCAGCCGCAGCAUCAGCAGCCAUCUCCUGCAGGCUUCAUUGCUCCCCCCGUAGCUGCUCUGGAGUCUUCCCAGUUACUGGAGACUGGCUUCGAGUCCCUGCCACCUUUCAACCAGCCCCUCGUGCAUCUGUCUCACCACUCGGGCAACUCCUCCUCACCUCCACACCUCAAUGCUCAUUCUUCUGAGCCUGUGUCCCCCGAGACCCACCCCUUCCUUAACCAGCAUCACGUCCUCCCGCCUCCAGCCUUGCACAGUUCCAUGCCGCAGCAGCCGUCUCGACCCAGUCACAAGGCAGCGCCGCUUCAUCCUAAACUCCCUCAGCAGCAACAAGCAGCACCUCCUCCUCCUCCUCCUCCUCCUCCGCAGCCAACCCUGCAGCAGCAUCAACAACCGCAGCAGCAGCAACAACAACAGCAACAGCAACAACAGCAACAGCUACAACAACAGCAGCAGCUACAGCAACAGCUACAGCAACAGCUACAGCUACAACAACAGCUACAACAACAGCAACAACAACAACAGCAACAGCAACAGCAGCAGCAACAGCCACUGCAGGUCCAGUCAGCAGCGCCGCCACAGCAUCAGCUCCCCUCUCAGAUCCUUCACCCUCCUCAGCCUCUGCACCAACGGCCCAUGUCCCCCCCAACACUUACACCCCAGGGCUUGCUGUCUUCUCAACCUCCUCAGAUGCUGCUGGAGGACGAUGAAGAACCAGGGUCUACUACGCCUUUGAACCAAGUACAGUUAUACCUGCAGCAGUUCCAGCAACCCCGUCAGCCCCAGCAGUCCAUGCAGUCGCUCCAGGCGCAGGCUCGUCAGCAGCAGCAGCAGCAACAGCCGGCACAGACUUCUCUCCUGCAGUCGGUCCAGGGACAAUCGCAACUCUCAUCUAAGGCGACGCUGCCUCCUCCCCAGCUCCAUGUUCAGUCCCAGGCUCCUCCUGCCCCAUCACAUCAGCCCCCGCCCCAACAGAUGCCUCUACACCAGGCCCGCCACAUGCAGCACACUCAGCAGCAGCAGCAACAGAGCUACCAGCAGGGUGCUGGACUAGCUGCCCAGUCGCUGGGAUCACAACACAAGGUUUCAAUCUCUACCAACAAAGCACAGCAGAUCAUCCAGCAGCAGCAAGACCUGUCCUCCCCUCGCCCGACCAAGGCUGACCCUUACACAGGUCACAUGAGGGACAACCCAUCCCCUCUUAUGAUGCAUUCCCCACAACUCCCCCAGUAUCCUCCUGUGUCUCAUCCGUCUCCACCUCACAACGUGCAGCCCAAAAAGCAGAGGGCCCCUGGGAGCCAAGGUGGGUUGAAGGAGGAGAAACUUGCUCCAUCACCAGUGAUGAGAGGAGAGUCUUUUAACCCUGCAAUGAGACCAGACCAUCACAAACACCCCGACAACAAGCCUUCUCAACCAGGCCACGGCCAACAGAAUGUGAAGUCCAUAGACAGCUCGCGACCCGUCAUCCGCUCCUCUGAGCCCAGUGGGCCACCGCCCUCUCUGCAAGACAAGGAGAAGUUCAAGCAGGAGUCAAAGGCGCCUGUUGCCCCCAAGAAAGUACAGGAUGUGAAACUAAAGAACAUGGGCUCAUGGGCCAGUCUGGCACAGAAGUCCACGUCUACGCCCAUGUCUGCAGUGAAAUCAUCGAGUGACAGUUUUGAGCAGUUCCGUCGUGCUGCUCGGGAGAAAGAGGAGAGGGAGAAAGCCCUGAAGGCCCAAGCUGAGCAGGCGGAAAAGGACCGGCUACGCAGGGAGCAGGACAAACUACGAGGUCGGGAUGAAGACGACGUCAUGGAGACGACCAGGAGGGUGCACGAGGAGCCACGCAGGCGCCAGGAACAGCAGCACAUUCAAGCCGCUGCGCAACAACUACAACAACAACAACAACAGCAGCAGCAACAACAGCAGCAGCAGCAACAACAACAACAACAACAGCAGCAGCAGCAGCAGCAACAACAACAGCAGCAGCAGCAACAGCAGCCACAGCAGCAGGAGCCCCCGCCGACCGCCAUUCAGCAGGUUGCUCAACCCCCCACACCGCCUCAGCCCGCCGCACAGAACCCGCUCGACCAACAGAGGGAGCUUGCACGCCGCCGAGAGCAGGAGCGGAGGAGGCGAGAAGCGAUGGAAGCGACUAUUGACAUGAAUUUCCAAAGUGACUUAAUGGCUAUCUUUGAGGAGAACCUGUUUUGAGGAGAGGAGCACCUGAAACGUAACUGCAAAAAAAAAAAAAAAUACGAUUCCCUUGGCAGGGGGGGGGGUUAAAAGAACUUUGGAUGAUUAACACUUCCUCUAAAGUGAGAUUUGCUGACCACGCACCACAGAGGGACACGGGCUGUGUGUAGACGUGACGGACGCUCGGAUGCCGGAUGGGAAGCUCCCAGCUCACGGGGAUAGUCUCAUUGUCCUGGAUGUAAUUUCCGGGGGGAUUUCGGCAUCGUCUGCGCGGCGUCUCACCGCGACAGAGGGAAGGAGCCCUCCUCCCCCACCCCCCAAGUCGGCACAGUUGCCUUUGUCACACUUGCUUCUAGUGUGCGUGGUCGCAAACAAUAAUCACAAGAGUAGAGACAGUAACUAUGAACAUGCUCUGAUAAUGUACUGACGGACUGCGUUUUGAAACUGCCAGAUGUCUGAGGUGAUGAAGAGGACUGGUCUGUUUUGUUUAUUGUAAGUGAACACAUGAAUGGUUGGAGUGGAGCGAUUUGACGGGGGGGGGGGCAACAACUUCCAUACUGUAAAUCCUGUAUAUUUCUCAGCGGAGAAGGUACACUUUGCCUUACACCUCUUUCCUAAACAGACCAUUAGUUCUGUGGCCUGCACACAUGGACAAACCAAUAACAUUUAAAAAGCAGGAGUAGGAGCAGUGCAGACCUUUUUCAUCAUGUAGUAACUACUGUAAAGAAGUAUUUUCUUAUACUACAAUAACUGUUUAUUUUAUUUUUUUCCCUCUCUGAAUCUUCACACCAACACACUCCGCCACUUACGUCUAUGCCAAACCACCCAUUCUCUUUUAUUCUCUAUAACUUGUCCUAAAACACGGUCGGUAGUUGGCGGGGGAUAAAAACCCCUGCGUAUAUGCAUCAAUCAUAGUUCCAGUGAGGAUUUUAACCAGACACAGAAUCAUUUGAAGUUUUUAUCCUGCCUUGUAUUUCUUAUCUAAAGCCGCAACAGGAAAAUCGUUAGCAGAAGAGUAGAAAGGUCCGGUGGUUUUCCGAGUUUUAGUUGAAAUUUAAUUUCACUACGAGUAAAUAAGUUGCACCGUUAUUUGUAUUACACUUUUAGACAUGAUGUUGGAGAUGUUCAUAUCAUUGGCUCGUUCGCAGCAGUCCCACGAGCAGGAGUUCAGUGAGGAGUCGAGGAGCCCCCCCCCCCCCCCCCCCCCCUCCGCGCUGCUGCGAGCACGCCGAUCUGACCUCGCGGGUUUUAGAUCACAUGUCAACAAGCGGAGCGUUCGAGGCAGGAAGGGGACAACCGGGAAUAAAAACAAACACUCGCCAACUUUUACGUAGCUGUUUGGUGAACCAGGUUAGGAAAGAAUAGUUGAGGGGAUCAGAGAAAGCUCCUGGUUGGUUUGGAAGCGUCACCACGGGCACAGUGUCGACGACACAAAAUAAAAAGACAAAAACGAUUACAAAAGUCACAAAUCUGAAAAAGCUGAAAAAAAAAACAGUUUUGAUUUCUAUAUUUGUUCUUGUUCGAUAAUAGUGGAUGUGAGUUCUAUUUCUGUUCUUGGAGAUGUCGUCUGGAGCUCGGAUGGGUUGAAAUCUGAAACGCAUCUCGUCCUCUCCACUCGUCUCUUAUGGUGUUUUUUCUCCAGUGCCUGUAUUGUAUUGCAAUUCUCGUUGGCUUAUAUUACACUUCGAGGGGGUCUAGAAAUGGGGCGAGUCCGGAAUUGGGUGGUGUAGUAUUUGACCGGGGAGGGAGAUUUUUGAAAGAGUUUGUGUAAAAAAAAUAAAAUGACAUAAAAAAAGGAAAAGACAGCAUUUUAUAUUUUACCCGUUGUCAAUAUUCGGGUUUUAAAUUUAGUUUUAGCUGGAGUGUACACACCUGACAACUACUUUCUCUCCUUUUGUUCAAUCAGCAGAUUUUAGAUAGAGAUGUUUCCGCAUUGCCACACUUAGCGUGUGAGUCUGGUCUGUGAGUGUGACUGUGUAAAUUUGGACGAUUGCGUGACUGUUUGUUAUUGUUAUUAAUUUUUUUUAAGUGUGUGGUACAAGGAGGUAUGUUCCGCAAUGUAGAUAAGCAUUCUAUUGAGGAGGAGGAGGAGAAACAGGAGGAGGAGAAACAGAUGAACAGUACUUCAGGAGAAUUUUGUUUUUGUGCUUAAGUCACCUUUUUUAAAUUUCCAUGAAGUCCACCAUAUAUGAAUAUAUAAUUUUUAUUAUUAGACUGGUUUUGAAAGGGUAAAAAAAAACAAAAAAAACUUCAUUCCUGUUUAGCCUUUUUUUUUUCUUUUCACAGUAACUGUUGGACAUAAUGUGCCAUGAGUUCUACCGAGAAUGUGCUGACCCGCAGCUCAGCCCAGAGUUUGCUUUAUUCAGGUAUUUUAUUUUGUGUUACAUGUGUUCUGUUUGGGGGGGGUUUUGUUCGAACCUUUUCCUCGAUUAUCGUUUGGUAUGUGACUGGUCUAUCGAGGUUCCUGAUCUGUUAUAAGUCUGUUAUGAUCAUUGAAUAAACUCAUUUCUUUUAUAGAAAAUAAAAAAAUAAACGAAAAAAACUGUU